AUUCUAUAAACAAUACUCUCAGGUAGACUUUGCUGGUUACAGUAUAAUAAGCAGCCACCAACACAAUCGGAUGAUGAUUAUCGAAUUAUAUGGAAUCAUUGAUAUUACUGACCAUCCAAAAGAAGGAAAGCAAAAUGUCGGACCAAAUAACGUAGUAGACAUUUCAAUAAACAGUAUUUUUUUGCUGGUUUUCAAUCUUAGAAAUUAAUGUAUAAAUUUUAAUAUAAUUUACAAAUUUAAAUACAAUAUAUAAUUACAAAAAAAAAACAAUAACAUUUACUUACCUUAUUUAUUUUCAAGGAUAAACGUGACUCCUUGUGAAAUAAAGACACGCACGUCACUGAUCUUGCCGCCAUUAGUCAAUAACAAAACAUAAUUUUUAAUUUAUUUCCAAACCCGUUUUUACAUUGAAUAAAUGUUGAACGAUGUUGAAUCGAAAAUAGUUUUAGGCUUUAAAAAUGUUAUGGAGAAGCUAUAUUUUUAUAUGUAAAAGAAAUGAAUUGGUUUUUUUUAAAUUAUAUAAAAUAACUAAAUUGUUUUUAAAGUACUCUUGAGUCAAGUAGUACUAACUAUUACUUCACAUGGUAGACAUGUUUGAUAGCAUUUAAAAAAUGUUCGAAUAGAUCACCACCAAUAAUUGUAAUUUCUUGUCGAUAAAUAUAUUCUGCAAGAUGAUCGGCAAUGCACUCACUUCUGAGAACAGUUUUUAAAGAUUUAUUUGUUUAUAAAAACAUUUCAAACCAAUAUUUGCAUAUUCAUCGCCACUGUUCUUGUCAUUGUCACUAACCCUCUCCUACAUAAACAAAAUAACAAUAGCUGGUAAUGACAUCACUAGUCUAAAUAAAGAAAGCUGGCAAUGAUUAAUUAGUUUUCAAGGCAUGAAAAUUAUAAAUAAUGAAGAUAGAGAACAUUAAAACCAGAACUACUUUGGUUAUACAGAGUAAUAUUUCUUGUUCUAAAUCUGUGUUAGGCGGCACAUGGUCUUGUUGUGACCGAGAUUCAACCUCGUAUUGGUUACUGUUGACGUAAGCCAUUGUGCCACUUUCACGUAAAAUAACAGUAAUGCUGAAAUCAGAGGAAUAUGACCAAAAUAAUACGUUUUUGAUAGUUGAGACUUUACACAAGUGCCUCCACCUAUCAACACGGACUAUGGCAACACAUUGGUACUGCCCAGCACUGAUGUCAAGAAAUGAAAAACAUUCCUCGAGGUAGUACUUAUGACGAAUAAGAUCAAAUUCUAGAGGGUCUGAUCAUGGAUGUUUCCGGACAUUACAGCUUGUUUGGAAACGCAACUUGUCAAAGAAAACAAAUAUUGUAAAAUCACCUGACCAUAACUUCUCACUAAUAUUACAAGAAAAGUAAAAAUUUAAUGCCCCAAAAUUAAUUAUUUGUCAUUUUCAUCCCCUAAAACCUUACAGUGUUUAGUUAAGGAGAACGAUUGCAAUAGGUUAACAACGUGAAUCCACAAGUCAGUGAAGGCUACUGCAUGGGACAGUUGUUGGAGCUCUACUAAGCUGUUCUAACAACAGAGCACUUACAGAUGCGGUGAGAGGCAGUCCAAGUAUGUAUGCCCACAGUGUAACACAGACUACUGCUCUGUCCAAUGUUACCAGUCAGAGGUCCAUGCCCAGUGUUCUGAGACCUUCUAUAGGAAGUGUGUUGUGGAGCAGAUGAAAUGUGAGGAUUCGGACCCAGAGACACAUAGGAGGAUGGAAGAGAUUCUACAGCGAAACCUUCUUUACUCGGAAGAUGACUAUGUGGAUUCAGAUGACUCAGACAGCUGUGAAGAUCUGGCAGAGCGUUUGGCAGAGGUAGACUUGGACGACACAGAGACUGUUUGGGGCAUUCUCACGCAGGAUGAGAGGAGACAAUUCCAACAGUUUGUGCGUACUGGAGACUUGAAUGAUGUAAUGCCGGUUUGGAACCCUUGGUGGAGAUACAGGAAAAUAAAGAAAUUGGUGGAAGAUCUAGAAGAAAGCAUCCUGGAGACAAGCCCUGAAGCAAAGCACUAUACUCCCACUAUUAAGGAAAAUAUACACCACAUAUCUCAAAUUUGUAGAGUGGAACCUUCACCAUUAGUCAAGUACAGUGUUGCCAACCUAAUGGCAGCCUAUGCUGUCACCACUAGAGUCUAUAAUGGAGACCACCAGAGUGUACCUUUGGACGCGGCAGGUAUGCUCUGUGCCUUGUCUGGUAGCCUGCAAAAUAGUCAGAUAUUUGACAAUGAAGAAACAGCAGUCUCCUCUGUAUACAUGGUCGUCAUCAAUGGAAACUUGUUUGACAGUAUUGACAAGGAUAUGUUACGAGAAGAUGUGAGCAUGCUGAUGGAAGGACCCUCGAAAACAGAUCAUAGUAAAUACAUAUUAGCAGGACUGAGUGACAUUUCCACAACACUAACCUCAGCCAAGGGAAAGUUAAAACAUACUUUGAAACGUAAAGCUGACAACCAAAGAUUUCCAAAGAUAUUCCCGUUUCCAGACAACAGUGACUCCACCUUCCCACUACUCACAGUCCAAGACCUAAAUAGAUGUCUCAAGAAAGUUGAUUUUUACCUCUCAUGGGCAAAAACACAUGUUUAAUAAAAUAAUCAAUCUGUCUGUAAAAAAUUACCAAAAAUUUAUCACUUGGAAUAAAAAAUAUAAAAACAUGCGAGAAAAAAUUGUUGCAUUAUAUGACUUACUAACAUUUGUUAGAUGUACGUAGUUGAUUUUGGCUAAUCUUA
Homalodisca vitripennis (glassy-winged sharpshooter) is the source of this 2722-nucleotide messenger RNA. Its product is annotated as zinc finger HIT domain-containing protein 2-like. The record is from RefSeq and is a predicted model, not a curated record. The transcript is spliced from 7 exons. Bases 1671 to 2579 code for a protein of 302 amino acids. NCBI's taxonomy places the organism in Eukaryota, Metazoa, Arthropoda, Insecta, Hemiptera, Cicadellidae.